This is a messenger RNA of Oryza sativa Japonica Group (Japanese rice), 1049 nucleotides long. Its product is annotated as protein RESPONSE TO LOW SULFUR 3. The record is from RefSeq and is a predicted model, not a curated record. Lineage: Eukaryota; Viridiplantae; Streptophyta; Magnoliopsida; Poales; Poaceae. Gene Ontology annotation, biological process: cellular oxidant detoxification.
UGAUAACCUUGUUUUAACCGUAAGAACCACCGCCGAAUUCCAAUCAGAGACACGUCCAUGUUCCAUCAUCGCCCAGUGUUUCCCUUUCACCGUCUUCAUGUCCCGAAAUGAAUCAUGAACAAGACAGCAAUAGGGGACAGAAGGAGACGUACGGGUAUGGUCUCUGAGGCGAGAUGACGGAACGGAUGGCAUCAUUUGUGUGUAGUAGUGGUAAACCCAGCGCUUCUGUACCCGUACACCGACACCUCGCGGCGUGCCCGGCUCGGUUCGUUGAACGUGGACGCCUUCUCGUCUGCGAUCUUCGCGGCUUCACCAUCAUACCUGCAACUGCAACCCCCAUUUCCCACCUAUAAAAAGGAGAUCCAAACCGCGAAGACACCCGGAGCAACACGCCACGCGAACGAACUCCACCCCAUUUCCAGCGCUUUGAACCUUCCCGCUCUUGCGGCAUUGUGCAUUUUGAGAUGGCGAGGAAGGUGGCGGUGGCGGCCAUGGACGCCAAGGAGGCGGAGGAGGUGAUGAGGAGGAACGCGGCGCUGGAGGCGGCGGCGGCGGAGGCGGCGGCGAGGGAGGAGCGGCUGCGGCGCGAGCUGGAGGCGGCGCUGGCGGCGCUGGCGGUGGCGGAGGAGGCGGAGGAGCGGCUGUGCGUGCAGCUCGGCGAGCUGGAGGCGGAGGCGAUGGCGCAGGCCGUCGAGUACCAGCAGCAGGUCAGGGAGCUCUCCGACCGCCUCGCCUUCGCCGACGGCGUCCUCCGGUCGUCGUCCGGCCGCCGCACCGCCGCCGUCGCCGCCGGCAUGGACUGACCGACGAACGAACGACCAGGUUUAAUUUUCAGUGGAUCAUUGCUAGGGUGUUGUAUGAUGAAGCAUGUACGUUUUCUUUUUUCCCUCUUUGCUCCGAUGGAGUGAAGAAGUGGUGUGUACUUUGUGUGUGUGAUCUGUGAAGGGCAGUAAAAUUUACCUGAGAUGUAUAUACAUGCUGAAAGAGAUCAGUCGUUGUUGGGUACUGAUCCUUCAGGUUUCCAAAGGCCAAAGCUAUAAUUGCCGAAA